Molecule: messenger RNA, 1011 nt
Organism: Radiomyces spectabilis
Lineage: Eukaryota; Fungi; Mucoromycota; Mucoromycetes; Mucorales; Radiomycetaceae
Exons: 8
Coding region: 1-1011 (336 amino acids)
Biological process (GO): early endosome to late endosome transport
Cellular component (GO): early endosome; transport vesicle; late endosome
Molecular function (GO): guanyl-nucleotide exchange factor activity; SNARE binding
Source: RefSeq, a predicted model, not a curated record
AUGCCACUAGAAGAAGAAGAACUGGACGAUAAUAGAUUCUACAGAUACAUGCGUUCCCACUUUAACCAAAUAUUUAUUCGCUCUUACGUCGUAUGCAUUCCUCAUUCACGCUCGUUGGAAGGCAUGGUUCUUACCAAAGACUUUAUCGAAACCCAUUGCUACAAUCCCUCUCCUUAUUAUCGAGGGCAAUAUCAAGCAGCCAAUGGAAAAGUCGUGGCUAUUGAAUAUCCCCUUAUUAGUACGGUUUCAGGGUUCAAAGAGGCACGAACAAUUCACAUCAUGGCAGAAGAAUGGGUUUACGUUUCCAGUAAAAAGAUCAGAGUAUUUAUGGUAGAGAGACCAUUAGAAGGUGAACUGCCGCAACAUUAUCAUAACGCCAAUAUCAUAUCCAUUCCAACUGUCCGAAACUCAAAAACCGAUCUCGAUUUCCUAAACAUGUUUCCCGAAAACGCAGAAGCUCUUGUCGAAUUACAAGCAACCGUGCAAGAAUUUGUAGAUACCUAUGUAUAUAUCCGCGGAUUUAAUACCUACACCGUCGAAAAAAUCCAAAAUAUCUAUGUCAAGGCAUACAAGACCAUACUACAAGAAAACAAGUUAUUGCGUGACGCUUGCCGGAUUCAAUCAGAGCAUGAUCAUUACUUGGAGCUCGUGGAAAAUGUUGUCAUGGGCUUCUUGCAUGAAAAGAUUUGGGUGCAAUCAUUGAAAACAAUUUUGCAAUCCCAAGAUAAUUAUUUGGAUUCCAUCUGUCGAGCUUAUGCAAAGGACACCAUCACCCUCAGCAGAUAUGCCGUAAGUCACCCCCUCGGAGACAUGCCACUCUCUUACUUUGAAGAUACCAUCGCCUGCUUGCGCCGUCAACAAUCUCAGCCAGCAUUUACUCCCUUGGAAAAGAUCAUUUGCAUUAAAACCACACUUGAUCUUAUUUCGGCGGCCGUGGACAAAUUUCUGCAAGAUGUUACAAUGGGAUCUUCGCAUCAUGGUAGGUUCAAAAUGCCGUUUUUUUGCAAGUGA